This is a messenger RNA of Notothenia coriiceps (black rockcod), 2613 nucleotides long. RefSeq names its product MIA SH3 domain ER export factor 2. Lineage: Eukaryota; Metazoa; Chordata; Actinopteri; Perciformes; Nototheniidae. The record is from RefSeq and is a predicted model, not a curated record. Gene Ontology annotation, molecular function: protein binding. The annotation marks the transcript as partial. The transcript is spliced from 4 exons. Gene Ontology annotation, cellular component: endoplasmic reticulum membrane; endoplasmic reticulum exit site. Gene Ontology annotation, biological process: endoplasmic reticulum to Golgi vesicle-mediated transport; vesicle cargo loading; protein secretion.
GGCAAUGUCCACAUGGACAUAUUCUCUUGAUACGCUCCUAUUAAACCAUUAACUAUGGCUGUUUCAAAGGCCAACAGUAUUAUGUGGUGUACAGGCAUAGUGUUUGUGAUUUUACCUCACUUGAAUCUGGGAAUGUUGUCCGACUACAAGAUCUGUGGAGACUCUGAAUGUGAAAGCCUGAUGAGUAGAGUGCAGGCCAUCAGGGACCACCGUGGUAAGGACUGUCGUUUCCUUACCUUUAGACGAGGAGACACCAUCUUUGUUUACCACAAACUGACUGGAAGAAGGAACGAGUUCUGGGCCGGCAGUAUUGACAAACAGUUUGGCUAUUUCCCAAAGGAUGCAGUGCAAGAGGAGCAGGUUUAUGCUACUAAGGAGAACAUAGUGGAAACACAGGACUCUGAUUUCUUCUGUAUGGAUGAGUAUGGUUACCCACUUGACUCUAGUCAUCUGGACAGUGAGGAGGAGGAUGUUGAUCAGAACAUACUAAACCAGGAGUCUGAAAGCACCCAAACCACACCAUACAACGAUGACACAAACACGGAAAGUCCUUCAACACCUGCAGUUUUUUCUACAGAAUUUCCAAUCUCAGCAGAGGAAGAGGACGAAGAUAAAAACGCUGGGGAUGCUGGCGAUGCCGGGACUCAAGAGGAAGUACAGGAGCCUCCAGGAACUCUGAAGGAACAAGGUGGGUCUGAACCCUCUUACUGGCUGGGUCCUUCAGUGACAGGAUGGUUAGGUCUAGCUAAAGAGGAAGAAGAAACUGGCAUUUUGGUUGAAGGAGAGAACAAAAAAGAGACAAAGGAGAUGCAGGCCGAUGCUUCUGUUGCUUCUUCUGUGACAGGAUGGCUGGGGUUGGGAGGAGAACCUAUUGAUGAUGCACAGGAAAGUAAAGAAGAAGACACGAAGACUGAUCAUUCUUUCACUUCAACCAUGUCUGGGUGGCUUGGUUUUGGAGGGGAGGAAAAAAACGAUCCCUCGACAGAAAAAGAGCGAGAAGAAGAGCCAGCAGAUAUGUUCAGAAGUAGGCGGAUAUCUCUGGACCUAGAAGGUAGCCAGUCACAUGAAGAAGAGAAGGAAGAAAUGGGGACAUUGGGUUGGCUAGGAAAUGGGCUCUCAAACACGCUGGGGUUUGGUCGGACUGAUCAAGAGUCAGAAAAAGAGGCAACACAUGAAAAAAAGGAUAGGGGGGUAAUCAAGGAGGAGGAACAACCGGUGUCAGAUUCUUGGUUGAAUAUGGGGAUUGGGGACAUUUUAGGCUACAGGAAAGAGGAGAGUGAAGUGGAUGAGAGUGAAGAAGGUAGGUUCAAGGAGACAGAAGAGAACCAAACUUUAGACCAAGAGAAUGUGGAUACCAGUCAAUCUCAAGGUGAACUGACAGGUGAGGUAAGAACAGAACCUAGCAGUGAAUCAAAGGUUGAAGAAACUCCAAAAGACCAAAAUGAUGGCAGUAAUUAUAUUUAUAUGGGUACUUUAGACAGUAAGUAUAGUGUCUUACCUGAAGAUGCAGAAUCCAAGGUUGAUGUAAAAUAUAUUUCUCCAAAGACUAUAAAUGGCAAAGAUCAUCAGAUGCCCAAAUCAAUAGAAAAAGGGGGUGAGGAUAGCAACAGAGAGUCAGGAGAAGAUUUCAGAGCUAAAAGUGAAACUGAUCAGGAUUUUUUAACACAACCUAACCUCACUUUAGGGCCUGACUCAAGAUUUUUGGAUUUAAAUUCGAAUGCUGCAGGACAAUCUGUAGGCGAGGCUGAGAAGGGCACAACAAAGGGUGUCCUCGAGGAAGGGGUCAAGGUACCGAUUCAGAUCAUAAACACGGAAGCAUCCACCAAUAUGGUCGGGGCACAUAGUCAUGAAAGUGAAAGGAAUAUCGCAGAGAUGGAGGUACUUGAUGAUUCUGAUUCUAUGAUUAAUAAUAACACAGAAACCAAGAGGGAGUUGCACCCUUUGGAGAGCAGCUCUCAGGACAUUGAGUCAUCCCAUUCUAGAAAUAGCGGUACUGACACUCUGUAUGAAAAUGCCUCAGAUAUUGAGAGAAGAACGUUAUCCACAAGUGAGAGCACAACACAGAUGGAAAACAAUGCAGGUCAGGACUCUCCAAGUUUGCCACAGGAACACUCACAAAGUGAUGGCGAUUCACAUGAGCUUAAGGAAACAGUUAAGGAAAUUGAGGAUGAUCGUGAAAACAAAAUCCAGCCAGUUCAAACUGAGAGAGAAACAUUGGAGUUUGAAGAGAACAUUCUAAAUGAAAGUGGUCUAAAGUCAGCUAUAGGCCUGGAAAAAGACAUGAAGACUGAGGAAGUAGGGGAGUUAAAGGUAGAGGGAAAUCAGGACGAGGUAGCAGAGUUAAAGGAAGAGGAAAAACAGCAGGAAGUGGUGGAAAUAAAUGAACAGGGCAAACAGGAGGAAGCAAAAGAGAUACAGAAAGAAGGGAGCCAACGGGAAGUGCAGGAGAUACAGAAUAAGGAGAAACAUCAGGAAGUAAAGGAGACAAAAGAAGAGAGGAAACAGGAGGAAGUGAAGGACAUAAAGGAUGAUUCGGAACAACAGGAUGAAGUAGAGGAAAAAAAGGAAAAGGAAGAACAGGAGGAAGUGAAACAGGAGGAAGUGAAGGAGAUA